Messenger RNA from Lingula anatina, 1578 nucleotides. RefSeq names its product nudC domain-containing protein 3. Lineage: Eukaryota; Metazoa; Brachiopoda; Lingulata; Lingulida; Lingulidae. The record is from RefSeq and is a predicted model, not a curated record. Gene Ontology annotation, cellular component: cytoplasm. Gene Ontology annotation, biological process: protein folding.
AAUGGCGUUGCAGGAACAGUACGACACUGCGCUGCUAGGAAUCCUUCAAAAUGAAGGGUCCUUGGCGAAUUUCAUUGAUGUUAUAAUGGGGUUUCUUUAUAGAAGGACUGAUUUCUACAGGAUCAUGAAGAGCAAGGAAGAUAAGCUAGGCUUCCCAGAAGGCAUUGCUGUACAGCACGUUCUCAGGGCCUAUCAGAAAUAUGCAGAUAAAGCAAAAAAAGAUGAAGAGAAAAGACAAAAAUUGAUUGAAGCCAAACAAAGAUUGAAGGAACAAAAAAUGGGGGCUAUUACAGAAGAAGCAGAAGAACAAAAUGGGGAUGAGGUCUCCAGUCCAAAGCCCCAGGACACUCCAAAUGAGCCCUGUUUACCACAGGUAGCAGAAGAGGUGACAGUUGACACAGGACAGGGUGACCACGGCCAGGAGGAGAUGGCAGAGGCAGCAGGAGAUGUGAACAUGGAGGAACAAGACGAGGAUCUAGAACAGACAAGAAUGCAGAAGAUCUUCCAGUCCAACCCAGAGAGUUAUAACGGUGCUAUCAGAGAUAGGUACAGUUGGACACAGUCAAUAACAGACUUAGAUGUGAGAGUGAAGGUGCCAAAUUUCAUACUAAAGGGUAGAGAUGUAAAAGUUGACAUCCAGAAAAAACAUCUCCAUGUGGCGUUCAGAGACCCAGAUGGCAUGAUGGUAGAUGUCAUCAAUGAAGAUCUAACUUGGGACAUAAAUAAGCAGGAAUCAAUAUGGACACUUGUGCCAGGGCAGCAUGUGCAUAUAAACUUAGAAAAAGUUCAAGAAAGAUGGUGGGAAGCAGUUUUAGUCGGGGAACCCAAAAUUAGCACGCGGAAGAUUGACCCUUCUCGUCCAAUCACUGACCUAGAUGAAGAAGCACAAUCCAAAGUUGGAGAGAUGAUGUACAAUGAACAAAGAAAGAGGAUGGGACUGCCCACCAGUGAGGAACAGAAAGUCAAUGAUAUGCUGAAGAAAGCAUGGGAUGCUGAGGGUUCCCCAUUCAAAGGACAGCCUUUUGAUCCAUCUAAGAUAAAUGUUUCAGGAAACACUAUGACAUUCAACAACUAGUAUUAUGAACAGAAAUGUGUGCCAUAUAUUGUACAUGUGUUAUAAGUUGGUUUGUACUGUUGUAGUCUAGGUUCUCUCUAAGAGAUAAUGAACUGCAAAGUGCAUUAAAAUUUUUAAAUGGGCUUCAUUUUAGGUGCCCUGAAUCAUUUUUGUUUUAGAAUGAGAAAUGUCAUUCAUAAAACUGAGUUCAGUCUGUUAAAUUUAUGCCAAAUGCUUAUCAGGAAAUUAAGUGUAAAAUGUUUUACUGCUUUUGGACAAAUUAAAUAUCAGUUUCAUUGAAAAUGUUGAUAUGGUUGAAAUUAUCUACAUAUUGGAUAUGAAUAGAUUUAUCCUUGAGUAAACCCUGAAAUAGUAAUUGUUAUGGAUAAAUUCUGUUCUGGCAGCGGCAGUUCUAGGGGCAGACUAAGCCCACAUGAAUUGUUAUUUGUAUUUGAAUGUACUUUUGUCUUACACACAAGCUGUAUGAUAAAUCUUUGAAUUAUUAAAACUGUUAUGAAUUUUCA